AUGGAUGGGAAUGGAAACAUGAAUUCGAGAAAUUGGGGUUUUCUUGAUACCCCAACCUCCACUCUCAAGAAUGAAAAUCACCUGGGCCUUCAGCUAAUGUCCUCCAUUUCUGAAAAGUCCCUUUUCGACACUGCUGGGGCCCACGGCCACGAAGACUCGAAUCCGGCCUCCACCAAUGUCGGUCCCUUCCACCCUCACCGAGUGGGCGGCAUUACCGAGUCCCACUUCCCCAUGGACUACUAUUGGAUGAACCAAAACCACGAGAAGUACCUGAACAUAAUCUCCGGUAACCACCACCAAACUUAUUACCUGCCGAGCUGCGGAAUCUCUCCCGAGACCCCUAAGCCCAUCAUAAAUCUGCCCAAAGACGAUAAAAUUGCCUCGGAGACUGACCCCACAACUGAGAAGAGAGAAAAAAGCCGUGGGUCUGCAGCAAAGAAGAGAGGCGGUGGCCGGACCUCAAACCAGGCCCUGGCCCAGAAGGAGAAGAAGCCAAGGACCAAAUCCCCUCGGGCCCCACGUGAUGGUCCGGGCCCCCCCUCAUCGAACAAUCGUGCCAGGGCCCCCAAGAAACAGGCUGAGAUCGAAAUCAAUGGGAUGCAUAUGAAUGUUUCUGAUAUUCCCACACCAGUCUGCUCUUGCACAGGCACCCCAGAAAAGUGUUACAGGUGGGGGUCGGGCGGGUGGCAGUCCGCAUGCUGUACCACCAAGCUCUCUGUAUACCCCCUUCCCAUGAGCACCAAGAGACGUGGAGCCAGAAUUGCAGGCCGGAAGAUGAGCAUAGGUGCUUUCAAGAAGGUACUGGAAAAACUCACAGGCGAGGGCUAUAAUUUCUCGAGCCCGAUUGAUCUUAGGAGCUAUUGGGCCAAACACGGUACAAAUAAGUUUGUCACGAUCCGGUGA
Messenger RNA from Striga hermonthica, 903 nucleotides. The record is from the annotation of a GenBank genome assembly. Lineage: Eukaryota; Viridiplantae; Streptophyta; Magnoliopsida; Lamiales; Orobanchaceae.